AUGGACGGGGUCAGCCCCAGCCUCCCGCAGACAAACCCAAACACUCCCCUCCCGACCGCGGGCCUCACCGCGAGCAUCAAUCUGGACCCAAAACUUCAGCGCGAGCUGUCUCGUCUCGACGACUCCAUCCCAUUCAAUCCCAGAGCUCACUACCUGCAUCACACGUGGGCGCAGACCUUCUUUUCCCGUCCUGAACUCUUUUUCCAGCCCUCCUCCGUUCCCGAGUUACAGAAAAUUGUCACCCUUGCACGGAGAUGCAGAAAACGCAUAUGUGUAACCGGCUUCGGUCAUUCUCCCUCCGACCUGACCUGUACCUCCUCCUGGCUCAUAAAUCUCGAUCAUCUCUCCGAAAUCCUUGAAACUAAUGUCAACGACACUCCCGGACUCGUUCGUCUCCAGGCAGGCAUGUCCCUGCAUAACCUCAACGUCGCAUUGGCCCAGGAUGGGUACACUCUCCCCAACCUUGGAUCCAUCGAUGUCCAAUCUGUUGCUGGAGUGAUAUCGACGGGGACUCACGGCUCCAGUCUCCAGCAUGGCCUGAUCUCCGAGUCCAUCACCUCCUUGACGAUCCUCCUUUACAAUUCUCAACUUGUGACGUGCUCGUCCACCAAGAAUCCAGAAUUGUUCCGAGCGGCGCUGCUUUCCCUCGGCGCCCUGGGCAUCAUUGUGGAGAUCACCAUCCAAGCGGUUCCAGAUUUCAAUAUCUCCUGGUCCCAGACCCUCCAUACACUGUCCUCGGUCCUCAAUUCCUGGGACAAAGAUCUCUGGACGACAGAAGAAUACACUCGCGUUUGGUGGCUUCCUUACCUCCAACGUGCCGUCAUUUGGCGCGGCUCAAGGACCCAAUCUCCUGUGCGGCCGCCCAACACGACCUUUUACGGCGGCAAAUUCGGCUACUACAUCUACCAUAAUCUGCUCUAUCUGUCCAAUACGUUCCCCCGCAUCCUGCCGUGGAUUGAAUGGUUCAUCUUUGGCAUGCAAUACGGCUUUGCACCCGGCUCCUUUGAAACGUCAGCCGUCCAGCCAGCCCGUGAAGGUCUACUGAUGGACUGUCUAUAUUCACAAUUCGUCAACGAAUGGGCACUCCCGCUCUCCAAGGGCCCCGAGGCAAUCAUUCGACUGUCUGCCUGGAUCAACCACGACGAUGCGACAGCCCGCAUUCCCGUCCCCAGCAAGGGGAUUUGGGUUCACUGCCCUGUCGAAGUCCGUGUUAGUGACACCAGCCAUGAGAUGAUAAACCGCUCCCGUGUCCGACCCUACCUCGACCCCACGGUCCCCGACGGCCCCACCCUUUACCUCAACGCUACGUUGUACAGGCCUUACGGUCGCGACCCGCCCUGCCAUGAGGCAUACUACAAAGCAUUUGAGUACUUGAUGCAAGAACUCGGCGGUCGCCCUCACUGGGCCAAGAACUUCGCGCACACGACCAAUAAACAGAUUGAAGACAUGUACGGCGAUGACAUACGUGACUUCAUGAAAAUCCGCAACGAGAGUGAUCCCGAAGGCAUGUUCCUGGGUGAAUGGCAUAAGAGGACUCUCCCACUUAACCUUCCCGGGGCGGGUGGGAAAGGCGACCUCGGCCUGGUCGAGGAAGAAGUGCGGCGGUCGAACAAGGGGCUCGGAUGGAGAUUUGGCGACGGUGUGCUCUGGGAAGGAAGACAGGCUGUCAGUGGUGCCAAUACCCAGGUUGAGGACGAAGAUGUUGGGUUCAAAUUCGUCCCCAACCCACCCAAGCCGGAUGGCGAUGAAACCCCCAGUCCACCUGCCACCACGACGAGCGAGGAGUCUUUUGACUACAUGGCAAAAGGGGAAGCGAGCGUCUAUGCAGUUCGGAAUGGUGAAUGA
Molecule: messenger RNA, 1845 nt
Organism: Rhinocladiella mackenziei CBS 650.93
Lineage: Eukaryota; Fungi; Ascomycota; Eurotiomycetes; Chaetothyriales; Herpotrichiellaceae
Exons: 1
Coding region: 1-1845 (614 amino acids)
Cellular component (GO): membrane; mitochondrion
Molecular function (GO): D-arabinono-1,4-lactone oxidase activity; FAD binding
Source: RefSeq, a predicted model, not a curated record